AUGUCUUCCAUCGGUCAAAUUGCAAUGACGCAGGUUCUAGUACGCCGAAAGCGAGCUUCUCAAAGAUGUGACAGGCAACUAUGGGACCAGGCUGCAAAGGCACUGAAAGAGGACAAUGAUUCUACAAUGGAUCUCAGUGUCCUCAAUGGCGGGGUCCCAAUCAAUGACGUACAGGCUACAGUACAAAAAACGCUAGACCAGUGCGUGAGGAAGAGAUGGGUAUAUACCAGGAGCAAUGGUGAGAAAGUCGUUCUCUACAAGAUCCUCGAACGGAUUGUCAAAUGGGUGAAUAAAUUUAAAGAGGUCGGUGACAUAACAAUGCAAUAUGAUCCCGCCCAUGCCGCAUUACCGUGGGCAGCAGUGCGUUUCCUGCUCCAGGGUGCUGUCAACAGUGUCGAGACAUUCGGUAUAAUGGCCGAGGGCGUAGAACUCACGUCAAGGAUUAUCACCAUAUAUGCCGAGGUUGAGAAGACUUGUUUGAAGGGAGUUUCUAAGCUUAAAACACUUCUUGCCAGCAGACUCAUUACACUAUACACCGCUGUUCUUAAAUAUCUUGCAAGAGCUGGCCAUUACUUCAGUCAAAGCACGGGGAAAAGAGUUUUAAAGGGUGCCUUGCAAACCUUCCAAUCCAGCGUGUCGCCAUGGCUGAACGGGAUAAGGGAGGCUGAGGCAGACGUCUCAAGACUGGUGGAGCUUGUUCAAGCUGAAGAUCAGAAGAACAUACUAUUUGCUAUGAAGAACGCAAUUCAUAAACUUCAGGACAGUAUAACCAGCCCCAAAUUACCGGAUGAUGAACGGCGCCGCCGAGUUCACAAAUGGCUAGAAGCCAUCUCGACGAUUGAGAAAUAUCAAGCUUCACAAGCACUUCGUCAUGGCGAGACUUGCAAUUGGAUAUUUGCCCGCCAAGAAUUUCAAGAUUGGAUAUCCCCAACCAAUGCGAUUGACAAAUGUAAGCUACAGUGGAUCCAUGGAGGUCCCGGAUUUGGUAAGACUAUUUUAUGCGCAAGAAUUAUCGAUUAUUUGACCGCUAACAGCUCACAUCCGGUGGUACAUUUCUUUUGUGUGGCCGAUGAAGACGCCAGACGUGAGCCAGAUGCAAUCCUCCGAUCAUGGAUUGACCAGCUCGCACAGGCCAGUGUGGAUGCAUUGGAUAUUGUGUUUGAUGUCUACAAAGCGAAUGAGCUCCGAUCACCCACACCCUUUGACUUGUGGAAGCUCUUCAAGACGCUGGCCCAAGAGGUGAGGUGCACCUUCGUCGUCGAUGGUAUGGAUGAAUGUACAACUAUCAACAAAACUUCUCGAUAUCGCACCACAGAUGCCCGUUCCAAAUUCCUUGAAUCCCUGAUACAGGCAUCAAAGGGGACAAAGGCGCGAAUUCUUAUUGUUAGUCGUGACAGCGAGGAUAUACGAGAACAACUGGGGAAGCUCUCUAUUGAUACAAAUCCAAUGCUCUUUGAGUAUGGUAUCUCGGUAAAUGAUACUCAAGACGACAUUUGUCUGUGCUCUGCCCAUAUGGUGAACACAAAACUAGCCAGAAAGCCAGCAGAGCUGAAGUCACAACUGGCCAGCGAGGCCGCGCAUAGAUCAGACGGAAUGUUUCUUUGGCUUCAUCUACUUAGUCGGGACUUGGAUCCAGGGGAGAACGCUAAGAGGCUUCGCAGGAUUGUUUCUGAAAUGCCUGCCGGGAUUGACAUGGCUUACGAGAGAGAUCUUGAGAAGGUUGCAAACCUUAAAUCCUACCAAAAAGAACGAGCAAUUACCAUUCUGCGAUGGAUUCUCUUCGCUGCCCGACCACUUACAGUCCGCGAGCUUGCUGAAGCAGUCGCCAUUUCUAGCGCUGAAACUGAAGGUACUUAUCCGGAGGAUGAACUCCCCACCUCAUGGCGUGAGGGGUUUGUUGACGAAGAAUAUGUGAACGCAUACAUUCGCCGAUCUUGUGGGUCAUUGGUCGAGCUACGUAGCAAUGGAAUCGAUGAAUCAUUGGCUUUACAAACCCUUCACUUUGUUCACUUCUCUGUCAAAGAGUAUUUGCUCCGGCCUGAUACAUCUGCUCCGGGCCGGUCUAGAUUCGAAGCUAUCUGCUUCCCCGAUGGUGUACGGGAGCAUAAUCGCCUAGCGCAACUCUGUUUGCAAUAUCUUUGUUAUGAUGUUUUUGGUGGGAGAGAUCAGGACGAAAUUAUGGGAACAGAUCAGCAUUAUCCUUUUCUUUCUUAUGCUGCCCGAUACUGGUAUACACACGCGUUGCACAAUCAGAUAAUAUCAGAGGACAUUAUGCGAUAUGCGCAAAAGCUUUUUAAUCCCGCUACAUCAAACUGGAGAGUUUGGUCCAAAGUUUUUGACAGGGAGUUGGGGUCCAGUGAAGAGGACCACAACCCUUCACUGUCGAGUGAAUGCAGCACCUGUAGCGAGAAAGCGCAAGAUCAAGAGCAAGACGGAGACCAAGACCCAGACCAAGACCCAGACCAAGACCCAGACCAAGACCCAGACCAAGACCCAGACCAAGAUGAUGAUGAUGAUGAAGAAGAAGAAAUGGCCGGGAAUACUGAUAAUGACCUUGGACAUAAAGAUAGGCCCUUGCUUUCCACACAGACAACAGGCGGUGAGCUUGAAGAGGCAUCGAACCGUGUGGCUUCAGUGCCACAAGCUAAUGGCAGCGAACAAUUUGACGAGCUUUGGCAACUGAAGGACCCAAGUCCCAUAUAUUAUGCAUCUAUGCUUGGUCUCACAGACAUCGUGAAAGCGUUGCUAUCCCAGGGUUUCAAUUGCGCAACACCAGGUGGAAAGUUCGGAUUUCCUCUACAAGUUGCAGUGGUCUAUGGCCAACAGCAAAUCUUAGAGUAUCUACUUGAACAUGGCGCGGAUGUCCGCCAGCGUGGUGGUUUGUACGGUUCGGCUGUGGGUGCAGCAGCAGCGUUAGGGUUCGACACGAUCAUGGAGAUCUUGAUAAAAGCAGGAGCCGACCUUCAAUGCGAAGACAAAAAUGGUCGGAAUUCGCUGCAUAGUGCUUGCCAUGCUGGGUCAAUAACAAUUGUGAAGAAGAUCCUGGACUUGAGAGUAGAUCUCAUGAAGGCUUCUAGAUUUGGAAAAACCCCGCUUUUCGAGGCGGUUGAGUCGGGACACUGCGACAUCGUUUCCUUGCUCCUAGAUUACGGAGUAGAUCCGAAUACUAGAGAUGAUGAAGGUUCAACUGUGCUUCUGGCUGCGGUAGCGCAUGGCUUCAAAGAAGUGACCGAAGAGUUGAUAAAGCAUGGCGCUGACGUGGAAGCGAGAAACAUUGAUGGGAUCACAGCCCUCCAAUGGGCUGCAUAUCACGAUAAUGCGGAGCUUGCUACACUCUUGCUGACAAGCAGCGCUGAUAUAGAAGCCUUGGAUGAUGAUAACUGGAGUGCCUUACACUAUGCCGUGUCUUCAAAAGGCAACACCGUGGCAAAGAUACUACUGGAAAAAGGCUCAAAGGUUGAAGUCUCGACCAACGAUGGUUGGUCACCUCUGCAUAUCGCGGCUGAAAACGGGCAUGAAGAGCUACUACCUUUACUACUGCAGAAAGGUGCAGAUCUUGAGGCCGAAAAUGCUUUAUCUUGCACAAGUCUUUUCUCGGCGGUGUGGACAAGCAAAUAUGAGUGCGUUAAGACACUUCUGGCCCACGGUGCUGAUAUUUUCAAGACAUCGGCCAACGGUAAAAUGGUUUUAGAUGAGGCACUUGAGCAGGAAGACAAGGACAUGAUAUAUCUCUUACUUGAACAUGGAGCAUUGUGUCACCUUGCAACUUCCAGCCAGUCAGGGGACCCUUUAGAGAUCAGCGAAGAAAGGAAAGCACUGUCCUCUUCGGUAGCGAAAGCAUUUCUAAAUGGAGAUUCAAGUGAAACUUUGCACCUAAUUGAAAACAGCGACAAGGCUCAUUUCCAGGACCUUCUGGACGACGCAAUAUUGCUAGCGGCAUUGUUCAACGCAAUCCCCUUGGCCGAGACGCUUUUGACCAAAGGCGCGAGUCUCGCCGCGAUGACUUUCAACAAGCGAACACCCAUCCAUCUUGCUGCAUCCCGUGGUUUUGCAGCUAUGGUCCAAAGCCUCAUGGACCACGGUGCAGACAUACGCGCAAAGGAUAUCGUUGGCUCACAACCCCUGGAUCUAGCCGUCGUCCGAGGUCUCCGUGCGCUCGAUGCCUCCAAACUGCUGGUCGAAAAUGGUGCGCUUGCGCAAAUGACCGAAAACAUUGCUCCCCUGGACGCCGGUCUGAAGAAAAAGCUACAAGGUUCCUGGACCGGAACCUACACCUACGCAUCCUGGGAGAAAGAUCGGAUCGAUCCGACAAGCCUGACGCUCAUCUUUGUAUCCGACGAACCAGAAACCAAUCCUCGACGACCUCCUUUGUGGAAAUGCGAAACCAGCGAUACAGUCGGCGACUUUCAGGUUCUGGGUCAUCUGCUGCCUGAAAGUAACGAGGUCAGGUUCAUCAAACUUUACGAGACAUUCGGCUGGCUAUAUCUUGGAACGUUGGAAGCGGAGGCCAUCAGCAUUAGUGGUACUUGGGGCAGUAAUACGACGCUGAGGCAUGGUUCGUUUAAGAUUCAAAAGGACCGAUAG
Messenger RNA from Endocarpon pusillum Z07020, 4584 nucleotides. RefSeq lists its product as uncharacterized. The coding region runs from base 1 to 4584 and encodes 1527 amino acids. The record is from RefSeq and is a predicted model, not a curated record. The transcript has 2 exons. Gene Ontology annotation, molecular function: RNA binding; RNA nuclease activity; protein binding. Gene Ontology annotation, biological process: RNA processing. Lineage: Eukaryota; Fungi; Ascomycota; Eurotiomycetes; Verrucariales; Verrucariaceae.